Messenger RNA from Hibiscus syriacus, 451 nucleotides. Its product is annotated as GDSL esterase/lipase At3g50400-like. The record is from RefSeq and is a predicted model, not a curated record. NCBI's taxonomy places the organism in Eukaryota, Viridiplantae, Streptophyta, Magnoliopsida, Malvales, Malvaceae. The coding region runs from base 60 to 380 and encodes 106 amino acids. The transcript is spliced from 2 exons.
UAGGCUGUCACCCUGUCUAUCUUCACAGAAAACCACACAGUACUUCCUGUUUGGUAGAUAUGAAUCGAAGAGCAGUUCUCUUCAAUGACCUUCUUUCCGACAUUUUGACGGUAUUAGAGAAGUCACUGAAGGGAACAACAUUUAUAUUGUGUGACCUGUACAAACUGUUUGAAGAUGUCCACGCUUUGCCCGAAAUAUAUGGGUUUAGAAAUGUUGUUGAUUCCUGCUGCAUUGACGUAGCGGGGAAUCAAACACGGGAAUGUGCUCCAGGUAGAGCCCCUUGCGCUGACAGAACAACUCAUGCCUACUUCGACCCUUUCCACCCUUCGGAGAGCAUGCAUAAAUUGUGGUUCCAACUCUGUUUCAAGGAUAUCAUAUGAACCUUUUAUUUCAUGUAUUCAACUUUAUUGUUCAUCAAUCGUACAAACUGUUAUUACUACUAUUAUCAAAG